Messenger RNA from Sphaerodactylus townsendi, 3504 nucleotides. It is a transcript of the gene FLOT2, whose product is annotated as flotillin 2. The record is from RefSeq and is a predicted model, not a curated record. Lineage: Eukaryota; Metazoa; Chordata; Lepidosauria; Squamata; Sphaerodactylidae. The coding region runs from base 170 to 1456 and encodes 428 amino acids. The transcript is spliced from 11 exons. Gene Ontology annotation, biological process: protein localization to plasma membrane; regulation of myoblast differentiation. Gene Ontology annotation, cellular component: plasma membrane.
CCAAGAUGGCGCCCGCGGAGGCGACCUCUUUCCCGCCCGUUCGCCCCCUCCCUCCGACGCGCUCCUGGUAGGCGGGGCCGGGGAGGGGCCGGGGGGAGGAGCCGCCGCGCCCGAGGCGUGAUUGGGAUCCCGAGCCAAGCGCAGCGCAGCGCAGCGAGGGGCCUUCGCCAUGGGCAACUGUCACACGGUGGGGCCCAAUGAGGCGCUGGUCGUGUCAGGUGGAUGCUGCGGCUCGGAUAAUAAGCAGUACGUCUUCGGAGGCUGGGCUUGGGCCUGGUGGUGUGUCUCGGACACCCAGAGACUGUCUUUGGAGGUUAUGACCAUCCUUUGUCGCUGUGAGAAUAUUGAGACGUCGGAGGGGGUCCCACUGUACGUAACGGGGGUCGCACAGGUGAAAAUAAUGACCGAAAAGGAGCUUCUGGCAGUGGCUUGUGAGCAGUUCCUGGGGAAGAACGUCCACGACAUUAAGAACGUAGUCCUCCAAACGCUGGAGGGGCAUCUGCGCUCCAUCUUAGGGACGUUGACUGUUGAGCAGAUCUACCAGGACAGGGACCAGUUUGCCAAGUUGGUGCGGGAGGUGGCAGCCCCAGACGUUGGCCGGAUGGGCAUUGAAAUCCUGAGCUUUACGAUCAAGGACGUCUAUGAUAAAGUCAGCUACUUGAGUUCCCUGGGGAAGACCCAGACGGCAGCCGUUCAGCGAGAUGCGGACAUUGGAGUGGCCGAAGCGGAGCGUGAUGCCGGCAUCCGGGAAGCGGACUGCAAAAGAGAAAUGCUGGAUGUCAAGUUCAUGGCAGACACGAAGGUGGCCGACUCCAAGCGGGCCUUCGAAAUGCAGAAAGCGGCUUUCAGCCAGGAGAUCAACGUGAAGACAGCAGAGGCUCAACUUGCUUAUGAACUGCAAGGAGCGAAAGAGCAGCAAAAGAUCCGCCAAGAGGAGAUCGAGAUCGAGGUGGUGCAGCGCCGGAAGCAGAUCGACGUGGAGGAGAAAGAGAUCAUUCGCAUGGACAAGGAGCUCAUUGCCACCAUCAGGAGGCCGGCGGAGGCCGAGGCCCACCGCAUGCAGGAGAUUGCAGAAGGAGAGAAGGUGAAGCAGAUGCUGAUUGCUCAGGCCGAAGCGGAGAAGAUCCGCAAGAUCGGAGAGGCCGAGGCGUCCGUCAUCAAGGCCAUCGGCAAAGCGGAGGCUGAGAAGAUGAAGCUCAAGGCCGAGGCCUACCAGCAGUAUGGGGAGGCUGCCAAGAUGGCUCUGGUGCUUGAUGCUCUGCCGCAGAUUGCCGCCAAGGUGGCUGCCCCAUUGACCAAGGUCGAUGAAAUUGUGAUUCUCAGCGGGGACAACAACAAACUGACAACAGAUGUGAACCGGUUGCUGGCUGAGCUCCCUGCAUCUGUGCACGCCCUCACCGGAGUCGACCUAUCCAAGAUCCCCUUAAUCCAGAAAGCCACCGGAGCCCAGGCCUGAGACGAGGCGAGCCAACGGAGAGCACCCCCCCGACCUGUUUAUGCACUCCCCACCAACUGCCUUGAACAUUGGGGGUCUCCUCUUUCAUCAGUGGAGAUAGUUGGGGGCUUUGCUUGGGUGCCUUAUAUCUUUUAGGACCGGAGUGGAGCAGGUCCGCUGGUCUUUCCUUUCCAAGAGAGGCUUCUCUUCUGUAAUUCCUGUUCCGUGUCACGCUAGCCAAACUCCUCUCUCGUCUGCUGUCUCACAAAGUCUGUGCCUUGACCAACCACUGCCCCUCCGGUUGCUGCUGCUGGGGCAGGGCUAGACCCCCAAAUGGAAGCGUUUGGAACAGAUCCCCUGGCAGAGAGAAACGGGGUCUGCUACGUGGGGUUUUUCCCUCACAUACCUGGCGGUGAGGGACACCUUUUGAGAUUAUUUUGCGUCAGCUGCUGCCACCUCGGGAGGGGAGGGGACGGGAUGCCACCAGUGCGCUGGGUCUUUUGGAGCCAUAUCAGUCAAAAUGUCCCGUGCGGUCCAAACGUUGAUUCCUCUGAAGGGGAGGGGAGCGGGUGGGCCCCAGUUUGAUCCUGGAAGGCUGCUGAAACGUGUGGACUCACCCUCAGUAGCAUGUUCUGUAGGCCAAGACCCUCGUGGCCCCUCCUGCCGAGUGACCGGUGAGGAUCAAAGAUCUCAGAAGAAUCAAGGCCACGUUCUGUCCCCACGCUUGCACCCCCCCACCCUUGCGCGCGCACACACUUGGUGUCAUCCCCCUGUUGUGUGAUAUUUACUCAGUAUACAGAUUGUGCCUCCUUUUUGAUGCUAUGCGAAGUUCUUACCACGUUGUCUGAUUUGCAGCGUCACCACGGCAGAAGCCGAGAGAGCCUCAGCGUUCUGCUCCCUUGUGUCCCAUGUAGCUAGGGACACAUCUCCCCUCCCCCCCCCCCUCGGCUCUAUUCAGUCCGUGUGCUGGAGGCGUCUCCUUUUCUCCCCCCUCUCCCUUUGUGGUGUAAACAGAGAUGUCCUCCAGCGAAGGAAGUGUCUCUGAGCCAGCAAAAGAGUCUCAGAACAGGCUUGCUGUCUCGGUCCUUCCUAAGCAGGGAGGCUCCCCGAAGCUUCAGUUUUCCUGGCCCCUGAAACCGCCCUCUCAUACCCCUGGGCGAAGGCAUGAGAGCAUUGGAAGGGGUGGCAGGGUUGGAACGGGCGGCAGCCAAACCAAAAGGCCGGAGCCAGCUGGGCUUGAGGCCAGCUGUGUCUCCUCUCCCCACCGUCCGAUGUGCCUGGCUCGGUUGCUGCAAGGAUCAUUGUUUCCCUCCCCGCUUCUUUGUGCCAAGGGGUGUGGCCCUCCUCCCCCUUAUUCUGCACUCCGCCCCUCCAAGGCCUCUGGUGUCUGCCUCAAAUAUGAAGGUGGUUCCAUAGAUCCAUCUACCUGUGUUCGUGGGAUGGGUUAGGGUGGGGGACGGUGCCUGUGUCCCGUCCCGUUCCCCCGGGGAUUUUAAGCAGCUCCCAUGGUGCCUCCUGCCUUAUUAAACAUGGCCAUGUAAACAAGCUUACAACCCCUCUGUGGUGUCAAAGAUCCCAGGGAUGCUGUCUUGCAUGAUGUGUUGGGUCCUCUUACCUGUUCAGGCUGCUUCUGGAGUAUCCUGGCUCCCUCCCUGCCCCCUUCCCUCUUUCCCUCCCUCCUGAUAAUGUGAAGGCCAAAAGGGGAGAGAAAGGUCUUUGGCACUUUGCUGCUGAUCUUCGGCACUGAUGCGGAAGGACCCUGAGCUUUAGGUGGGGGGGUGAGCUGCCGUGACUUCUUCCGACGGCUUUGGUGGGGGGGAAGGACAUUGGAAAGCAAACCACCCGCCUUGCACGCUCAAGGAGGUAGCAUUGGCGUUUGGUGCCUGAGAGGAAGACGUCCGCCUGCCCCUCCUCUUCCUCUCUCCCGCCCCUGCUUGUUCUCUUGCCAUGGCUGCCAGACAUAUCUCUGCAUGUACAUGGUGCAUGACAGCCCGUGCCAUGGGUCUCCAGGGACCUCUUGUUAAUUCAAGUGUGAAGAAAAAUGUACAAUAAAAUUGUGGUGACCUUGC